GCUGCUGACAAACUCAUUGAGCUCACUAAGCGCUAAGCAAAUAUGCAUGCAGUAUAUGCACGAGGUAAGCUUACGUUGGUAUCUACAUGUAGAGAGCCCGCGAGCAAUAUAAGACACUCUGUUCCGGUCCCACUGCCUCCCUCAAGACAACAUAAAUACGCUAGAAUAAGCAGUGUCUUACCCUUCUCAGUUGCAACUACCCGCAUCCUAUCUAUCGUCUGACCACUUGUCCAGCGUUGAAUCAAGGCGGGCUUGCUGAGUAUGAAAGGCGGGGGACACUUCACUGCUGGGGACGGCGUCGACAUCUUCUACACACAGGAGGGUCCCCGGGACGGGAUACCGAUAUUGCUACUGCACGGAUGGGUCUGCGACCAGAAUGAUUGGUCGUUUCAGAUCCCCCUUCUCUUGUCUCUCGGCUUCUGGAUCAUUAGCAUGGACUUGCGCGGACACGGACGCAGUUCCAUAGCAGACAACAUCACCGCCUUCGACCCCGUGACCCUGGCCAACGACGCUGCGGCCCUGCUCGCGCACCACGGCAUUCAUGGGGACAACGACCGACGAGCCAUAGUCAUGGGUCAUAGCUUAGGUGCUGUUGUCGCCCACGAGCUGGUCUUUCGGCACACACACCUGGUAUCCGGCACUGUCGAGGUCGACACGGCGUACUACAUGACGCCCCCGGUCAUGAGCGACGUAGUCCAGCUGUUGGAGGUCGCAGACUCAGGCCAAGCAGGCGUAGCGGCGACCGACUUCUUCGCCGCGGCGGGUGUGUAUCCAGCCGACCGCACACCGGCAUGGCUGCCCAUCUGGCACCAGCGGCGCGCCUGGGCGAUGCAAUCCCGCGUUGUGACAAGCACGUUCCAACAGAUGGCGCAAUACCUCGGCGAGUCCGGCGUCGCCUAUCUCAAUCGGACCCGACCGGCUGGCGGUAGAAAUGAGAUUCCAAGAUUCCGUUAGGUGUUCCGCAGAAACCAGCCUAGAGCUGGAACGGCGGGCAGGAGUAGAUGAGACGUUGGAUACG
Messenger RNA from Emericellopsis atlantica, 1018 nucleotides. Its product is annotated as Alpha/Beta hydrolase protein. The transcript has a single exon. The record is from RefSeq and is a predicted model, not a curated record. Bases 262 to 954 code for a protein of 230 amino acids. NCBI's taxonomy places the organism in Eukaryota, Fungi, Ascomycota, Sordariomycetes, Hypocreales, Bionectriaceae.